AUGCGCUGCUUAAGGAAAGUUGGGGAGCUUAGUCUUCGGCCACGCAUUGCGUCGGUUUGCCGUGGUCCGGUACAACGUCGGUUUAACGCCAAUUCCACGCGAAGAGCACCAAAUGCAUCCGAAAGCUCCUCCACUCCAAAAGAAACGGUUAAUGGAAAAGGGUUGGUAGUAGGUGUUGCGGUGGUCGCUAGUCUAGCGGGCUAUGGCAUCUCAACGCUUUCUACCGGUGGCGCAAACAAACCAAGUAGCACCCGUGCUAUUCUAGACCCAGAACGACUUCCUACAGUCAAAUAUGCGACACUUGAAGACAUGCAAAAAGCCAUAGCUCAGAUCGAAUACGAAUUACGCGACACUGAAGACAUAAUCUCAACAGACGAUGAGGACCUCAAAAUGCAUGGAUUCGCAGAGUGGUCAUCUGUCAGGGUCGAUACGCUACCCAUCGCUGUCGCAUAUCCUCGGAACACCGAACAAGUCAGCACUAUUGCGCGCAUUUGCCAUGAAAGAAAAGUCCCAAUCAUUCCCUACAGCGGGGGCAGCAGUCUUGAAGGCCAUACUGCUGCACCCUUUGGUGGCAUCAGCAUGGAUUUCGUGUAUAUGAAUCAGAUCAUAAAGAUCAAUGAAGAUGAUAUGGAUGUCGUGGUUCAACCUAGUGUUCAGUGGGUGGAUUUGAACGCACAGCUAAAGAGUAUGGGAACUGGACUUUUCUUCCCGAUGGAUCCAGCUCCUAGCGCGAAAAUCGGAGGAAUGAUAAGUACGAAUUGCUCAGGCACAAAUGCGGUGCAUUACGGUACUAUGCGCGACUGGGUCAUCAAUCUCACCGUCGUCCUAGCCGAUGGAACUGUCAUCAAGACUCGAAAGCGCCCGCGCAAAUCCAGCGCCGGAUACAACCUAAACGGUCUCUUCGUCGGCUCGGAGGGUACACUCGGAAUCGUAACCGAAGCCACGCUGAAGCUGGCUGUUCUACCUGAGAACUACUCUGUUGCUGUCGUACCUUUCAAUACAAUUCACGAUGCUGUCUCGGCCGCUACCAAGGUCAUCCGCCGAGGAGUUCCGGUUGCCGCUCUUGAACUCAUGGAUGAGACCCAGAUGCGUAUUGUGAACGAGGGUGGUGUCACACGGCCGCGAGUAUGGCAGGAAAAGCCAACUCUCUUCUUCAAGUUCUCUGGGUCGAAGCUUAUGUUGGAAGAGGCUAUUCAGAAUGUGAAACAGAUUACUGAAGCUUAUGGCUCGCAAGGUUUUGAAUUCGCUCGUGAUGAGAGAGAGCAGACACUUCUCUGGUCGGCGCGGAAAGAGUCUCUGUACUCUUUACUAGCGCUUCGUAAGGAGGGCGAAGAGAUGUGGAAUACCGAUGUCGCAGUCCCAUUGAGCCACCUGGCUGAUAUAAUUGUUACCAGCAAGCAGGACGCGGCGGCCUUGGGCUUAAACGCCUGUGUCAAGGGUCACGUUGGUGAUGGUAACUUCCACGAAAACAUCACAUAUGACGGUACAAGCCCGGAGGAGUAUGAAAAAGCCAAGAAAGCUGUCAAAAACAUGGUUCAACGGGCGAUCGAUAUGGAGGGGACUUGCACGGGUGAACACGGUAUCGGGUUUGGUAAGAAAGAAGCUCUUCAACAGGAGGUCGGAAAUGCGACUAUCUCAUUUAUGAAAAUUCUCAAGGGAACCUUUGACCCUCACUGGAUUAUGAACCCUGGGAAGGUUUUUGAU
Penicillium crustosum is the source of this 1704-nucleotide messenger RNA. Its product is annotated as FAD-binding oxidoreductase. Gene Ontology annotation, cellular component: mitochondrion. The transcript is spliced from 6 exons. The annotation marks the transcript as partial. The record is from RefSeq and is a predicted model, not a curated record. Gene Ontology annotation, biological process: lactate catabolic process. Lineage: Eukaryota; Fungi; Ascomycota; Eurotiomycetes; Eurotiales; Aspergillaceae. Gene Ontology annotation, molecular function: FAD binding; D-lactate dehydrogenase (NAD+) activity; D-lactate dehydrogenase (cytochrome) activity.